Nanorana parkeri is the source of this 769-nucleotide messenger RNA. RefSeq names its product zinc finger AN1-type containing 2A (gene ZFAND2A). Gene Ontology annotation, cellular component: cytoplasm; endoplasmic reticulum. Gene Ontology annotation, molecular function: zinc ion binding. Gene Ontology annotation, biological process: protein targeting to ER; proteasome-mediated ubiquitin-dependent protein catabolic process. The transcript has 8 exons. The record is from RefSeq and is a predicted model, not a curated record. Lineage: Eukaryota; Metazoa; Chordata; Amphibia; Anura; Dicroglossidae. The coding region runs from base 34 to 738 and encodes 234 amino acids.
UUCAAUUGUCAACGAAAGUAGCACCAGUGUACCAUGGAAUUUCCAGACUUAGGGGAACAUUGUUCAGAGGUCACCUGCAAACAGCUAGAUUUUCUUCCUCUGAAAUGUGAUGCUUGUGAGGACCUAUUUUGCAAGGACCACAUAACCUAUGGCCAGCAUAAAUGUACUUCUGCAUACAAGAAGGAUGUGCAAGUACCGGUCUGUCCACUGUGUGGCGCUCCUAUACCAGUAAAAAGAGGAGAGCUGCCAGACAUUGCAGUAAGCCAACACAUAGACAGAAAGUGCAGCUCGAAGCGAAGAAAAAAGAUUUUCACAAAUCGUUGCUGUAAACCAGGAUGCAAAAAGAAGGAGCUGAUAAAGUUUGAAUGCGAUCAGUGUCACAAUAAUUUCUGCCUGUCUCAUAGACACUCACAAGAUCAUGACUGCAGGACCACAGGGCCAGCACUUUCCAAAGCUGGAUAUGCAGCUUUGAUGCGAUCUCAGAAGACUUCUGAACAAAAUACAGCAGCAGUUCAAAGGCCAUUUGUUUCUCAGAAAGUGGAACAGCCUGAAUCCUGUAGAGCUGAAGCUAAACGUGACCCUCUUGAGGCCUCUGCAGUAGCUGAUCUUCAAAAUGGACUGAAUGAAGAUGAAGCUCUGCAGAGGGCUUUGGAGCUGUCCUUACUGGAAGCCGGAAUUAAUAAUCUCCUGACAAUGAGACAUCCACCCAUUGACACAGUAAAAAGCACGGGACAGUGAACUCUGAGAUGCUCUUGAUUGUUGGGAUACA